AUGACAGGCUACGGGGUUUUCUGGCUUGGUUUGCUGUUUAUAAGCGGGCGUGCGAGUGCCGUCAGAUCCGUGUCUUUUAUCUACGAUGAACCUACAGAGACGGACUUGCUCCAGGCGAUCAAGAUCCCGUUCGAGGACAAGAACCUCUUUUUCGUGAGCGGUACCGACGGGUUCCCGGCUAUGGGGAUAAAGCCCGGCUCGGACGUCAAAGUACCCCACCGACUCUACGUCCCUGAGAGGUUUUACUCAGAGUUUUCCAUACAUUUCAUACUACGGAUCGAAAGGCCAGAUGGCGGAGGAUUCCUGUUCGCCAUAGUCAACCCGCUCGAAACUAUCGUGCAAUUCGGCGUUUCGGUCAAAUUGAUCGACCAAAAUUGGAGCAACGUGACCCUAUACUACACGGACAUCAACGUCAGCGGACAUUACACGUCGAACGUGCUCGCUUCGUUCAAGUUGGAGACGAUUUUUUCGAAGUUCACCCCGGUGACGAUCUCCGUUCGCGACUUCGCCGUCGACAUCGCUCUCAACUGCGUCCACCAGGAAGAGGUGAAGGUGAAUAAGAUACCCAAGGAGCUCAACUUCGACGCGGCAUCGACGCUGUACAUCGGUCAGGCCGGUCCCAUCAUCAAAGAGCCGCUACACGUAAGUAGAAAAAAAAUCAGUUAAAAUUCGACAGAGCAU
Messenger RNA from Cimex lectularius (bed bug), 681 nucleotides. RefSeq names its product collagen alpha-1(XV) chain-like. Bases 1 to 666 code for a protein of 221 amino acids. The transcript has 4 exons. NCBI's taxonomy places the organism in Eukaryota, Metazoa, Arthropoda, Insecta, Hemiptera, Cimicidae. The record is from RefSeq and is a predicted model, not a curated record.